AUGUGAUAAAAUAACUUGUCUUUACAGUAUGAGCUUUAUAUUUUCAUUUAAUCGAUCAUAAUAAAUAAACAAAAUGUUGGAAGACGUUCAAAAACAUUCAGUGCACACAUUGGUGUUCAGAUCUUUAAAAAGAUCUCACGACUUGUUCAUGUCUAACCAGUUCUCAUUGAUACCUAUUGACGAAAAAUCUUUAAGGAUCAAAAAAGCAGUAAAGGCUAGAGAUUCUUAUAUUCAAGUGUUUGAUAAAGUUAAAGCUGCGCAGGCCUUGAAAGAACAACAAAAAGCACAAAAUGGCAACAAGAGUCCACCCCAUACAGGAAACAAUCAAGAUGACACAGCAGAUACUGCUACUGCUUCUAGUGCAAUGGUGCCAUACAAUAAUCCAAGUACUGCAUUAAUUGAAACAAACCAGUCUUAUAAACAAUCAAAUAAUACAAUAGUGACUCCUGUUAAAAAACCUGCAAUGCCGAAACCUAAGUGGCAUCCACCAUGGAAAUUAGCUCGGGUGAUUUCAGGGCAUCUUGGAUGGGUCAGGUGUGUGGCUGUUGAACCUGGUAAUGAAUGGUUUGCAACUGGCUCAGCCGACAGGGUAAUUAAAAUUUGGGACUUGGCCAGUGGCAAACUGCGUUUAUCACUUACUGGCCAUGUGAGUACAGUGAGAGGUCUUGCUUUGAGUACCAGACAUCCGUAUUUGUUCAGUUGUGGAGAGGAUAGGCAAGUUAAAUGUUGGGAUUUGGAGUAUAACAAGGUAAUAAGGCAUUACCAUGGUCACUUGUCUGCUGUGUAUACAUUAGCAUUGCAUCCUACUUUAGAUGUUUUAGUAACAGCCGGACGAGAUUCAACCGCUAGAGUUUGGGAUAUGAGAACCAAAGCUAACAUACACACUUUCACAGGUCAUACGAACACGAUUGCAUCUGUGAUAUGUCAGAAUGCUGAACCUCAAAUUAUAACUGGUAGUCAUGAUGCAACGAUUAGAUUAUGGGAUUUGGCUGCAGGAAAUUCUAUUUGCACAUUGACGAACCACAAAAAGAGCAUCAGAAGUCUUGUUUUUCAUCCUAGAUUAUAUAUGUUUGCAUCAGCCUCACCAGAUAAUAUAAAAGAAUGGCGUUGCCCUGAUGGCAAAUUUGUGCAGAACCUAAGUGGACAUUCAUCUAUUAUUAAUUGUAUGGCUGUUAAUGAAGAUGGUGUACUUGUAUCUGGUGGUGAUAAUGGUACUGUACAUUUCUGGGAUUGGAAAACUGGAUAUAAUUUCCAGAGACUGCAGUCUGCUGUACAACCAGGUUCAAUGGAAAAUGAAGCAGGUGUAUUUUCUAUGACAUUUGACCUAUCUGGUUCAAGGUUGAUAACGACAGAAGCUGACAAAACAAUUAAAAUCUACAAAGAAGAUGAUACUGCAACUGAAGAUAGUCAUCCGGUUAUUUGGAAACCUGAAGUACUCAAACGCAAAAAAUACUAAUUUAUUAUAAGAAAAUUGUUUGUAUGUUAAGUAAUGUGUAUAUGAGUACCUUUUUAUAUUUCU
Molecule: messenger RNA, 1519 nt
Organism: Ctenocephalides felis (cat flea)
Lineage: Eukaryota; Metazoa; Arthropoda; Insecta; Siphonaptera; Pulicidae
Gene: Tango4
Product: pleiotropic regulator 1
Exons: 8
Coding region: 74-1456 (460 amino acids)
Biological process (GO): mRNA splicing, via spliceosome
Cellular component (GO): Prp19 complex; catalytic step 2 spliceosome; precatalytic spliceosome
Molecular function (GO): protein binding
Source: RefSeq, a predicted model, not a curated record